Molecule: messenger RNA, 462 nt
Organism: Psylliodes chrysocephalus
Lineage: Eukaryota; Metazoa; Arthropoda; Insecta; Coleoptera; Chrysomelidae
Source: the annotation of a GenBank genome assembly
AUGUUAGAAAAAGGACUAUCCGAUAUAGAGUAUCUCGAUAACGACGAUGAUAGCGAUUAUGAAGAGACUUUAGUCACAAAUCUAGUACAAUGUGAAGAAGACGAAAAUAAUAUUGAAGAGGAAGAACAAAUAGCUUGGUAUGGUUCACAAGGUCAAGACGAGACCUUUGAUCCGUUGGAAUGGGCUUGGGAAUUGGUGGAUGGAGAGCUCAGUCCUCUCACCAUGACACAGGAAGCCGAUCCCGAGGAAAUUUUAAACAAAAUUUCUUGUUCUUGUGAAACCAAUUGUGGCACGAGGUGCGGGUGCCACCGAAGUGGGUUGGAGUGCUCACUUGCAUACAAGCAUUGUGAUGGCAAUUGCUCAAACCAAAAAGGCACUUCUAGUGACGAGGAAGAAGAUGAAGAAGGGGAAGGAGAUGAAGAAGGGAAAGAAGAAGAAGAAGAGUUUGAACAAGAUGUUUAG